CUCUCUGUCUCUUUCUCUCUCUCGCUAUCUCUCUCAAACCACACACCGCAGGGAAAAUCUCCAGUAUCUCCUCUCCCUAUCAUCCAAAGGAAAAGAAACCCUAAACCUGACAAUCUCCUUCCAUCUUCAAAUGACGGAAUCAGAUGCAGCUCCAGCUCUAUCUCCUCCAUCCAUCUCUCCUUUCUCAUCUGGUUUGAACAAACCGAGGUCAGAAUUGCUUACCAGAAUUCAAGGGUUAAAACAGGACUUGCAAAAUUGGAGGUCAAAAUUGGACACACAAGCUAAGAUGUACCACAGUGAACUCUCAGAGCUAAAGAAGACACUCAAUGUAGAAGUGGAGCAACUGAAAUCAGAAUUUCAAGAACUGAGGAACACACUUCAACAACAACAUGAGGACGUGACAACCAGUCUCAACAACUUGGGGAUUCAGGAUGCAUCCGAAGAAGUACAGAGAACACAAAAUCCUCCUGUCACGCAGAACAGAGAAGUUCAAACCCCCACAUUGCAGGACAGUAAGGAGAUUUAGCACCAGCUCGUUUUGGUUGGAAAUUUAAACUUUUUUUUGUCUGCAGCCUAGUGGAUGUGAUAUUCUCUAUGUGAACUAUAUUUUUGGUUAAUCGAUUGUGGGCAUUUUAUGCUGCGUUUUUUU
Molecule: messenger RNA, 649 nt
Organism: Magnolia sinica
Lineage: Eukaryota; Viridiplantae; Streptophyta; Magnoliopsida; Magnoliales; Magnoliaceae
Exons: 6
Coding region: 131-526 (131 amino acids)
Source: RefSeq, a predicted model, not a curated record